AUGUUAACAUCGACGUUAACAACGGUAUCAACAACAGCAGCAACAACAACAAUGCUUAUAGCUUCUGGCCAAGGUAUCAUCCACAGCAGCAGCAUCGGCAUUGGUAUCCACUCAAAGCAUUACAACAAGAAUCAUGAAAACUCGGUGGCAUCACCACAAUCGACAACAAAUAAACCAACAGCAGCAGCAGUGGCAACAACAACUUCAACGACCACAAUUACCUCAGAUCCGGGCAUUUUAUGCUUCCAUCAUUGCAAUGUGAAAGUUUUCUGUUUUACAUUGCCACACAUUUGUCCACAAUGUAAAACGGCAUUGGACACACAUCCCAACGUGGAUCAGGACUCAGAUGACGAUGAGAAUUCAAAUGAUUCUGUUUGUCACAUUAUGAACAGUCUCCUCUUGCCAUUCUGUUUACCUUAUCAAUUUAUGCGGGCCAAUCAAUAUCCUUGUACUAUAGUUUUACGUCCUACCGCAGGUGAUUUUCUCAAUGAUUAUAAUAAUACCACGGAUUUGCAUAUUGCUGUGACAACAUCGACCGGUUGUGUCGUCGAAUUUGAUCGGCAUGGCUUACGACGUCAUCGUACAGCCAAUAUGACAGAUUGGUGGCAAUGUCUAUUGGUGGGUAAUGUUCCAGAGCCCUGGUACGAUUAUUGGGAUCAGGUUUUAUCUGAGGUAUGCCAGCAGCCGGACAAGUGAACUGUGUCACAUUAUCACGAGGAUAAGCUCAAUUGCUACACUUUUGUAUUGACCUUCCUGCAAGCACUGAUGUAUGAGAAGUUUAGCGAGGCGGCCAGCAGUAAAACAACAUUCUGUGAAAAGUAUAUAGUUCCUAGGACGACAACAGCUGGAAAGUAUAUUUCAUUGUACCGGAAGUUGCGUGAUACCGGUAUUUAUGUGCAUCACACCAAUCACAAUAAGCUGCGUUAUGGUGGUAGUAGCGGUAGUGGCGGUAGUAGCAGCAGCCGUAGUAAAAUGGAAAUUUAA
Messenger RNA from Musca vetustissima, 984 nucleotides. Its product is annotated as MKRN2 opposite strand protein-like. The transcript is spliced from 5 exons. NCBI's taxonomy places the organism in Eukaryota, Metazoa, Arthropoda, Insecta, Diptera, Muscidae. The record is from RefSeq and is a predicted model, not a curated record.